Messenger RNA from Dovyalis caffra, 4032 nucleotides. The record is from the annotation of a GenBank genome assembly. NCBI's taxonomy places the organism in Eukaryota, Viridiplantae, Streptophyta, Magnoliopsida, Malpighiales, Salicaceae.
AUGGCUCUCGAAAGUGUUGGUGAAUCCGUUAUAUCUAAGAUAACAGAACUCUUGGUGGAACCAGCAAUAAAGCAAUUCCGUUAUAUGUUCUGUUUCAACAAUUUUCUUCAAGAAUUCAAUGAACAAAAGCAGAACCUGACAUUGGCACUAGAUCAAGAUUACGACAUUCCAAUUGAGGACUUGACGAGAUAUGGAGUUGGCUGUGGGCUACAUCGAGAUGCGGAGUCCAUUGAAGAUGCAAGGAAACAAUUGUGUGUGGCUGUUAAAAACCUCAAGGAUUGUUGUAUGCUUUUGGGCACUGAAAUUGAAGAACGUGUGAAAAUGCAUGACUUGGUUCGUGAUGUUGCUAUUCAAAUAGCAUCAUCAUCAAAUGAAUUUGAUUUCGUACUAAAGACUGGCACUGGGUUAAAAGAGUGGCCCGGGAGUUUUGAAAGCUUUGAAGAUUGCACAACUAUUUCGUUAAUGGGCAAUAGACUGACAGAACUUCGUGAAGGAUUAGUAUGUCCACAGCUCAAAGUUUUGUUAUUAGAAUUGAAAGAUAGCCUGGAUGUUCCAUGUAAGUUUUUUGAAGGGAUGAAAGCAUUGGAAGUUUUGUCUCUAAAUGGAGGGUGUUUGUCAUUGGAAUCACUUGAAUGCUCAACGAACCUUCAAUCCCUGCAGUUUAUUGAGUGUGAAUGCAAGGACCUCAUUUCGUUGGGAAAGCUGCUAAGACUUAAGAUUCUUGGUUUUUUGGGCUGCUCCUCGAUUGAAGAAUUGCCUGAAGAAAUAGGGGAGCUCGAGAACUUAAGGUUGUUGGAUUUGAGAAGUUGUCGGAGGCUAGAAAGGAUUCCUGUGAAUUUGAUUGGAAGGUGGAAGAAGUUAGAAGAACUGUUGAUUGGGGAUAAAAGCUUUACGGAAUGGGGUGUGGGUGGGACAAGCAGAGGAGGAAUGAAUGCGAGCCUAACAGAACUAAAUUCAUUGUCUCAUCUUUCUGUGUUAUCGUUGAGUAUACCAGAGAUCAAAUACAUUCCUAGAGAUUUUGUUUUCCCUAAGUUGCUUAAAUAUGAAAUAUUAUUAGGAGUCAAGAGUUAUCCAAGGUUUCCAUGGCAUUUGGAGAUGCUCGAAAGAAGUUACCCAACCUCCAGAAGAUUGGCUUUCGGUUGUAUCAGCGCCACAUCCCUAAAUGCAAAGACAUUUGAGCACUUGUUACCUGGUGUAUCUCAAUUAAAUUUGAGUUUUGUGGAAGGCUUAAAAAAUAUAAUAUGGUCCCCCGAUCAGAUGACCACGCAUGAGCAGCAACAGGGGUUCUUACGGCAGUUAGAAUGUGUUCUUGUAAGUAAUUGUGGUGAUAUGUGUACUCUGUUUCCAGCAAAAUCGUGGCGAGCUUUGAAAAAUCUAAGGAGCGCGAGUAUUCGACAUUGCGACAAAUUGGAAGAGGUAUUUGUAUUGGGUGAGGUUGAUCAAGUAAGCGAUGAGGAGAAGGUGCUGCUGCUGUCAUCUUUAACGGAGUUAGUAUUGGAAGAGUUACCUACUCUGCAGUGUAUAUGGAAGGGGCCUACCCGACAUGUAAGCCUCCAAAGUCUUACUCGUCUGAAUUUGUGGAGUCUCUUCAAACUCAAAUUCAUCUUCACACCGUCCCUGGCUCAGUGUCUACCACAACUAGAAACACUUCAGAUAGAAGAUUGUUGUAAAUUGGAGCAUAUUAUCGCAAGUAAGGAUGAUAAUUAUGAGGGGGAAAUAAUUCCAGACUCUAUUUGCUUCCCAAAAUUAAAAACACUCUCCAUAAGCUGUUGUUGGGAACUGGAAUAUGUCUUUCCCGUGUCUGUGGCUCGAAGGCUUCUGAACCUGGAAGAGAUACAUAUUGAAGAUGCCGAUAAAUUAAAGCAGAUAUUUGGCAGUGGAGAAGGAGAAGAUGUACCCACAACAGAUGGAGAUGGCAUCAUCCUGUUUCCUCAACUAAGAAAGUUGGAGCUUUCUAGAUCCGGAUCAAAUCUCAACUUUUUUGGUUCAAACAAUUUUGCUGCUGAAUUGCCUUCUUUGCAAGAUCUACAAAUUGAGGGCCACAAGCAAUUGGGUAAUUUGUUGGCAAAGCUGCUGGGCUUAGCAAAUUUGAGAAAUUUAAGCAUUGAAGAUUGUGAAGGAGUAGAAGAGGUAAUGCAGGUUGGAAGUUUUGUAACUAAUAGAAGAGGUGGGCAUGAACUUUCACUCUUGAGUUUGGAAACAUUAAAGUUGAGCUCUCUGCCUGACUUGAGGAGUAUAUGCAAGGGUCUCGUGCUGAAAAAUUUGACUACUUUGGAGGUGAUUGAUUGUAAGGGACUGAGACAUUUAUUUCCAUCCAGCAUGAUUGACAGUCUGCUUCAACUGAAAGUUCUAAAGAUAUCAGGGUGUGAGGAAAUGGAGGAAAUCAUUGCUAUGGAUGAUGGUGAAAUGGAUCAAAUCUUAUUGGGAACCGAGCAUCUCAGAUCUUUAUGCUUCCCUAAUCUACUCGAGCUAUCAUUACAAAGAUUACCAAGCCUUGUCUGCUUCAGUACUGCAACUUACGAUUUCAUAUUUCCAAGAUUGGAAAAGUUAAAGGUGAAAAAAUGUCCCAAGAUGACCGCAAUGCUCGCUGUUGCAGCAAAUCAUUCUACGAGUGCUAAGCCAGAGGCACUCUUGUUUGAGUUUAUUGGCUUAACAAAUUUGAGAAAUUUAAGCAUUGGAGAUUGUGAAGGAGUAGAAGAGGUAAUGCAGGUCGGAAGUUUUGUAACUAAUAGAAGAGGUGGAAGUGAACUUUCACUCCUGAGUUUGGAAACAUUAAAGUUGAGCUCUCUGCCUGACUUGAGGAGUAUAUGCAAGGGCCUCGUGCUGAAAAAUUUGACUACUUUGGAGGUGGUUAAUUGCAAUGGACUGAGACAUUUAUUUCCAUGCAGCAUGAUUGGCAGUCUGCUUCAACUGAAAGUUAUAAAGAUAUCAGUGUGUGAGGAAUUAGAGGAAAUCAUUGCUAUGGAUAAUGAUGGUGAAAUGGAUCAAAUCUUAUUGGGAACCGAGCAUCUCAAAUCUUUAUGCUUCCCUAAUCUACUCGAGCUAUCAUUAAAUGGAUCACCAAGCCUUGUCUGCUUCAGUACUGCAACUUACGAUUUCAUAUUUCCAAGAUUGGAAGAGUUAGAGGUGGAAAAAUGUCCCAAGAUGACCGCAAUGCUCGCUGUUGCAGCAAAUCAUUCUACGAGUGCUAAGCCAGAGGGCUUAACAAAUUUGAGAAAUUUAAGGAUUGAAGAUUGUGAAGGAGUAGAAGAGGUAAUGCAGGUUGGAGGUUUUGUAACUAAUAGAAGAGGUGGAAGCGAACUUUCACUCCUGAGUUUGGAAACAUUAAAGUUGAGCUCUCUGCCUGACUUGAGGAGUAUAUGCAAGGGCCUCAUGCUGAAAAAUUUGACUACUUUGGAGGUGGUUAAUUGCAAUGGACUGAGACAUAUACUCCCAUCCAGCAUGAUUGCUAGUCUGCUUCAACUGAAAGUUCUAACGAUAUCAAGGUGUGAGGAAUUGGAGGAAAUCAUUGCCAAGGAUGAUGAUGACAAGGAUCAGAUAUUGUCAGAAACUCGUCUCCAAUCUUUAUGCUUCCCUAGUUUGCGUGACAUUGAGGUCAGCCAAUGCAACAAGUUGAAGAGUCUCUUUCCAGUCAUCAUUGCCGCAGGACUUCCACAACUAACAAAUCUCGAAGUAAGAGAAGCUCCUCAAUUAACGGAAGUAUUUGGACAGGAUGAUAAAGCUUCACGUCUCAAUGUUAAUGUGGUGCCUAUUCUACGGGGGUUGUCGCUAAAAAAUUUACCAAGCAUCGUCUGCUUCAGUCUUGGAUGUAAAAAUUUCUUAUUCCCAUGUCUUGAAGCGUGUGUGGUGGGAAAUUGUCCUAAGAUGGCAACACAAUUCACUGUUGCACCAGAUGGUUCAAUGAGUGCUCAAUCAGAGGUAUCUCAGGUUGCUGAAGCGUCAAGCAGUAGUUGCGCCAUGCCAAGCAGCACCUACAAAAUGUGGACCAGAGAUGGUGGGUGGGAAGAACAAGAUUCUGAUUUUGAGAGCUAG